This is a messenger RNA of Macrosiphum euphorbiae (potato aphid), 540 nucleotides long. The record is from the annotation of a GenBank genome assembly. Lineage: Eukaryota; Metazoa; Arthropoda; Insecta; Hemiptera; Aphididae.
AUGUAUAUACCAUAUUUAGACUCUAUUAUUAGCUCGUUAAAUAAUCGAUUUAAUGAAAACAGCGAGACUCAAUUUAAGUUAUGUUGGUUGCUUCCAAAUGAAAUGGUUAAACUACAAAAAAAUGAAUAUAUUAACAUACUUCAAAAUAUUGAAAAUCAUUUUAAAAUACCUAAUAUAAAAGUUAAUGGUUUAAUUUGGUAUGAUUAUUGGCAAUUAAAAUCACAAUCAUUUAUAAAUGAUAAAAUGGUAGAUUAUAAAAAAUUGUUAAAUGAGUGUGAAUUAUUUCCUGCUGUCAAGAAAGGUAUAAUGAUAUAUAUUACAUUGCCACCUACGACAUGCACUGUAGAACGAUCAUUCAGUACACUAAGGAGAGUAAAGACAUGGACGAGAUCUACAAUGAGUGAAGAUAGACUUGAUGGCUUAUGUAUGAUAAACGUACAUAGGGAAAAAAUGUAUGAUAAAAAGGAUGAAUAUAUAGAACAAGUAAUAAAUAUAUUUGGUGUUAAAAACAGAAAUUUACAAUUUUUAUUUGUAAAUUAA